AUGUCUGAACAUUUAACAGAUGUUAAGUCUGUAUUUCAUAAACGAUUCGCUAAUUUCUCAUCAGCAAUUACAAAUCGUUUAUGGUUAAAUGCUCAUACAAAUUAUGAUUGUGAUGUAUUAUUAACAUUCCCAGCACGUAUCGAUAAUAAUGUAAUUAUUUGGUUUCUCGAAAAAUUCCUUCAACUUGAAUCAGAUAUUCGCAUUUCGAUCAAAUAUCAUUUUACUACUGGUGUUUAUGGAUUUUAUUUAACCUUUACUUAUGAAAGAAUUUUGAAGGGUGCCGAUGCUCUUCAAUUAGAAAAACCAAUAAAACAAGAGUUUGGUGGUGGUUAUCAAGCAUUCUUGUUCAAUGAAUUAGAAUUUUAUCAAGGUGUAGAAGAUGAAGAUAAAUUUUUUAGUACACAAGAACGACAAUCAAUUGUUCUUCAUCUUCUUUAUUCAAUAAGAAUUAAUGAAGAUCAUAUUUUAAAUGGAAUUAAAUUUAAAAUUGAUCAAUCAUUAAUUCAACGAGGUUUAGAAAAAAAUUUAAUUCGACAAAUCAUUCCAUUACAUAAUAAAGAGCAAUUAAAUCACUUAAGAGACAUAUGGGUAUGGCCAAAGAAUGUUCUUAAACCACAACCAAUUGAGGAUAUUCGACAAUAUUUCGGUGUUAAAAUUGCUCUUUAUUUCUGUUGGUUAAGUUUUUAUACAAAAGCACUUUGUCUUCCAGCUAUUUAUGGCAUUUAUAUUUGGUAUCAUACUGGACAAAGUCAGGAACUUGAUGAUAAACUUUUUGUCAUCAAUGCAUUUUUAAAUAUUAUUUGGGCAACAGGAUUUCUUAUUUUUUGGCGACGACGACAAGCUGAAUUAGCAUAUGAAUGGAAUACACUUGAUAUGGAACAAUUAGAAGAAACUCGAACAACAUAUAAAGGUGAAUUACGUCGAUCACCUGUUACAGAUAAAUAUGAACCAUAUUAUCCAGAUUGGAAACGCUUAUUAUUUCGUUGUUUUGUGACAAUUCCAAUGCUUAUUAUAAAUCUAGUACUUGUUUCAUUUUGUAUUGUUUUUAUUAUUCGUUUGCAAAGUUGGAUUGAUCGACAAUUGAAAGCAGGUCGUCUACCACCAUUAAUGUCAUUAACAGAAUUAUUUCCAAAAGUUUUAUUAGCAUUAGUAACAACUAUUUUUGAUGAUGUUUAUAAAUAUGUUUGUCGAUGGUUAACAGACCGAGAAAAUUAUCGAGAACAACGUACACAUGAUAAUCAAAUCAUUGCAAAAAUGUUUGCUUGUGCAUGUGUUAAUUCAUAUUUGGGUGUUUUUUAUAUUGCUUUCUUCACACAUAAAUAUAUUCGAUUAUCUGAUCAAUUAAUUACCAUUUUCGUUAUCAAACAAUUCUGGGAUCAUAUUAAAGAAGCAAUUAUUCCUUAUAUUGUUUCAAAUACUCGUUUAUCUUUUUUAAUUCAAUUAAGUAAAAAAGAACAUACAAAAUAUACAGAACGAAAAGAUCUUAAUAAUGAACUUAAACGUAUUCUUGAUCAAUGGAAUACUUCGAAACAAACAAAACCUGUCGAUGAUAUUCUUAUUGAUUCUUCAUUUAAUCCACGUGAUACUAUACCUAGUUUUGAAACAUUAUCAUUAUCACAAGCUGAAAUUGAAUGUUUACAACCUAAAUGGCCUGAUUUAUAUGAAGAUUAUCUUGAAUUAGUUAUUCAAUUUGGUUAUAUUAUAUUUUUAUCAACAUUAUUUCCUCUUGCAGCAUUCUUUUCUUUGAUAAAUAAUAUACUUGAAAUACGUACUGAUGCAUUUAAAUUAUGUAUGAUUUAUCAAAGACCUUUUUCACAACGGGUUAAAGAUAUUGGUCAUUGGCAGAAAAUUAUGGAAUAUAUGAUUGUAGCAGCAAUUAUUGUUAAUUGUAUAUUUUGUUCAAUUCGUGGAGUUUUUCGACGAUUAGUACCAAGACUUCCAUUUGCUGCAGAAAUUUUUCUACUUAUUUGUAUUGAACAUUUAUUAGUUUUAUUUUGUAAAAUAAUUCGUUCAAGUAUUGAAAAUGUACCAUACUGGGUUCGAGUCGAAAAAGCUAAAAUGGAAUAUCGUCGACGUGAAGCACUCAAAAAACUCGAAUGUGAUGCAUUGCAUCUUAAAGAAACUCAUUGCCAUGUUAAUGAACAAUAA
Molecule: messenger RNA, 2148 nt
Organism: Adineta steineri
Lineage: Eukaryota; Metazoa; Rotifera; Eurotatoria; Adinetida; Adinetidae
Source: the annotation of a GenBank genome assembly